GCCUCAUUCCCUCGACCACCCGACCAACUCCAACCACCCAAAACAACAAGCAACCACAAACACAUCCGACUCAGAACCAACCCAACAAAACAGUCGAGGAUCCAGCAAACCGUAAAAUAAUACAUACUCAGUUCAUCCCAGAUGUCUGCCACACCUGCCCUUGCCGGUCUGGCCCGCUCAGCCUUUAGAGUCGGAUUCAACGUUCCAAAGAAGCCUUUCAACCGCUCCAUCCAACCCAACCUACUGUGUAAUACCAGCCAGGGUUCUCGGGCAAUGAUUACCACCAUGAAUCACAAAUCCACUCCUUUUGUCAAAAAAGACGACAGUCAUUCAUCUUCUAGAUCCGUCUCAACCACCGCUGUCGUCAAAGCUUCCAAGGUACCCAACACGUCUGCUUAUUCGCCCGCUUUCGGACUCGCAAUGCAAGGAAGCAAUUCUCUCGAUCUUGCUACUCCAAGAAAUGGCGCUGAAUACGUGAUUAGUACGAUUGAUAAGAUCGUCAAUUGGGCGCGACAGGGAUCGAUUUGGCCUAUGACGUUUGGAUUAGCGUGUUGUGCGGUAGAAAUGAUGCACAUGGCAGCCGCCCGAUAUGACCAAGAUCGAUUCGGAAUCAUCUUCCGAGCCUCGCCUCGACAAUCCGAUGUGAUGAUCGUUGCCGGCACAUUGACCAACAAGAUGGCCCCAGCCUUGCGUAAGGUGUACGACCAGAUGCCCGAGCCUCGAUGGGUGAUCAGCAUGGGAAGUUGUGCCAAUGGUGGCGGUUAUUACCAUUAUUCUUACUCCGUCGUCCGUGGUUGUGAUCGGAUCGUGCCUGUUGACAUAUAUGUACCCGGCUGCCCACCUACCGCUGAAGCUUUAAUGUACGGUUUACUACAACUCCAACGCAAGAUGCGAAGAACUAGAAAGGGUGUACUAUGGUACCGCAAGUAAUCCAGUUUUCGCAUGGGCUAGUUACCUAGUUCGUCAUAAUAGAUCAUCAGAGUUGUCUCAGACUCUUCCAUGAAUGCCUUAUCCUUUGUGAUUGUACACACGUAUUUUUUUCUCCUUCUAUCUUCAAUGCCUGGCUUUAUUCUUCAACAUUGGAAUGCCAGGCUCUUAACAAAACAUUAGUGGGUUGUCUUCCCGUUGGUGACUUGUCAUCAUCGAGCUCUAUUUGUAGCGAAACCUGAUAAAAUCCUCCUGGUUAACACAAGUCGCAUGAAGUAUAUAUGGUAUGUGAUCAUCAGAAAGCCCGUAUCUCAUACGUUGCCCUCUAGUCAAUAGCAUAGAUUCAGACCUAGCAAGAAUAAGAUGUGCAUGUGUAUGGGGUAUAUUUGAUAUAUGAUAACUAUUUCAAAAAAACUUAAAUCAAAAGAAACUUAAAUUAUUAUCUACUCACAUUGUAAGUGCAAGGAGAAAGACUCACAGCGGGAAGGCAGGAAAUGAAAGGGAAAAAAACACCAGGAAAAAAACGAGAAAACGGAAGAGUACAUCGAAAGUGCGAAGUCAUAAGAAACAAAUAAACAAACAUCAUGUCUCGAUGUAUAGAUGAGGAAACAAAGUAUGUAGAGGAACUGCAAUCUGAUAUUGUAAAAGGCAUAAGAUGAAGUCAAAAGGUGAAGCUCGAAUGGGAUAAAAAGUUUAGAGUCAGACUUCCUGGAAAAGAAAUUGUAGUCUGUGUCAACUCUGCCACCGGGCUCAAUCAACGCAGGAAGUCCAUCUUUGCAUUCUGGAGGGAACUUCUUGCAGCGAUCGAUCCUUGAUAGAAGAACUAAGCUGUACCCGGCUAGCCUGCGUUGACUACCACACUGCACAUCACUUGCU
Puccinia graminis f. sp. tritici CRL 75-36-700-3 is the source of this 1803-nucleotide messenger RNA. RefSeq names its product NADH dehydrogenase (ubiquinone) Fe-S protein 7. Gene Ontology annotation, biological process: electron transport coupled proton transport; mitochondrial respiratory chain complex I assembly; aerobic respiration. The transcript has 6 exons. The record is from RefSeq and is a predicted model, not a curated record. Gene Ontology annotation, molecular function: 4 iron, 4 sulfur cluster binding; quinone binding; NADH dehydrogenase (ubiquinone) activity. Bases 142 to 930 code for a protein of 262 amino acids. Lineage: Eukaryota; Fungi; Basidiomycota; Pucciniomycetes; Pucciniales; Pucciniaceae.